This is a messenger RNA of Meira miltonrushii, 1095 nucleotides long. RefSeq names its product t-SNARE. Bases 1 to 1095 code for a protein of 364 amino acids. The transcript has 5 exons. Gene Ontology annotation, molecular function: SNARE binding; SNAP receptor activity. Gene Ontology annotation, cellular component: SNARE complex; endomembrane system; Golgi membrane. Gene Ontology annotation, biological process: endoplasmic reticulum to Golgi vesicle-mediated transport; intracellular protein transport; vesicle fusion. NCBI's taxonomy places the organism in Eukaryota, Fungi, Basidiomycota, Exobasidiomycetes, Exobasidiales, Brachybasidiaceae. The record is from RefSeq and is a predicted model, not a curated record.
AUGUUGUCAGCCUAUGGCUCGAAUCCUACUUCUCUAAAAGAUCGAACGGCUGAGUUUCAACAAUUGAUCGCUGCACAAACAUCCGUCAAUGGACAGCCAUCAUCACAAGGAGCAGCAGCAAAGACACCAAAAGGAGAAUUCGCACGAAGAGCGCAGGCGAUCGGAAAAGAUAUCAGUGAUACGACAGGCAAGCUAGGACGACUAGCACAACUGGCCAGAAGGAAGACACUAUUCGAUGACCGGCCUGUGGAGAUUAGCGAACUAACGUACAUCAUCAAACAUGAUAUUGCAGCCAUCAAUAAGCAAUUGUCUGACCUGCAAUCGUUCAAUAAACAGCAAAAGCUGCAAGCCGGAGGUGGAAAAGGGAAAGGAGCAGAAAAGGCUGAUGAACAUCGUGGAAAUGUGGUAACACUACUGCAGACCAAGCUUGCAAAUGCAACGACCAGCUUUCAGGAUAUCCUUGAAGUUCGAACACAGAACAUGAAAGCGUCACGAGACCGUACAGAGCAAUUCGCAUACAAUGGAGCACCGAACGGCCAACUUGGAACUAACUCAGUAUUGCGAUCUCGUAAUCCUGUUCCCCCUUCACGACCAGAUUCGCCGCUUUACAAUCCGAACCGAGCAGGACCUGCAGGCACAGCUGUUGCCCAUCGAACACAGCCCGGCGGAGCGACAGCAGGAGGAGGAGCGAAUGCAGUUGCACUGGAUGACGAUAAUGGCAAGAAUAAAGGAGGAGAAUUCUUGGCAUUGGAUAUGGGAGCAGCACCGACGAAUGGGAAUCAAUAUAUGCAAAUGCAACUUAUGGAUGGUGGACAAGAUUCGUAUAUGCAACAACGCUCUACUGCGAUUGAAUCUAUUGAAUCAACAAUCAGUGAACUGGGACAAAUCUUUGGACAACUUGCACACAUGGUUGCCGAACAACGUGAUACAGUUCAAAGGAUCGACAGUGACGUUUAUGAUGUUGCAGACAACGUAAGCGGUGCUCAAAGGGAAUUGCUUAAAUAUUAUGCGAGCGUGUCGAGUAAUCGUUGGCUAAUGUUGAAGAUCUUUGGGGUCUUGAUUGUCUUUUUCCUAAUCUUUAUCUUGGUAAGCUGA